Molecule: messenger RNA, 930 nt
Organism: Ficedula albicollis (Collared flycatcher)
Lineage: Eukaryota; Metazoa; Chordata; Aves; Passeriformes; Muscicapidae
Gene: HDIP1
Product: chromosome 11 open reading frame, human C16orf87
Exons: 4
Coding region: 68-532 (154 amino acids)
Source: RefSeq, a predicted model, not a curated record
CGCCGGCUCCUCCCGGGGCGGGCGCUCCGGCCGCGGCCGUGUCAGCCCAGCCACGGCAGCAGCGAGCAUGUCCUCCAGUCGGGCCAAGAAAGUGAAGAUGGCCACCAAGUCCUGCCCCGAGUGCGACCAGCAGGUUCCUGUUGCAUGUAAAUCAUGUCCUUGUGGCUACAUAUUUAUCAGUCGAAAACUCCUGCACGCUAAACGUGCUGAGAGAUCACCACCCAUCACAGAAAACAAGAGUGAGGCCAAAAGGAGGCGGACAGAGAGAGUUAAGCGAGAGAAGAUAAACUCUGCAGUAAAUAAAGACUUAGAAAACCGAAAAAGAUCCAGGUCUAACAGCCAUUCAGAUCAUAGCAGACGAGGAAGAGGAAGACCUAAGAGUGCCUCAGCAAAAAAGCACGAGGAAGAAAGAGAGAAACAAGAAAAAGAAGUUGACAUGUAUGCUAACCUUUCAGAUGAAAAGGCCUUCGUAUUUUCAGUGGCCUUGGCGGAAAUAAACAGAAAAAUUAUCAAUCAAAGACUUAUUCUGUAACUUGUGAGCACAAUCUGAUGCAGUUUUAUGCAGGAUGGCUAGCAGAUUUCCAAGGUGCCAUGGACUCUCGGAAAGUGUGUUGUCUGCACCAACAAGGACCAUAACAUUUCCUGUUAAAUUUCUACUCCUGUUCUUGGAAAUCGAAUUCUGUCUCUACGAGUCAGAAGGAAAGUGGUCACAAGAUUGUGCAGUGAAAAAUCAGAGAGCCUUGAAGAAAAUGCUAGACAAGUACACAGAGAGACUGCACCCAUUCCAGAGCACUUCUUUUGAAUUUGCUGCCAGAAAUGCAAUAUUCUAAAUAUUUUCAGAAAUAAAUGAUUUUCCUUUAAAAUUAUAUAUUUCAGAUUUUUCAGCUAUAUUGCAGUUUAUGUAUGUACAGUUCACAUAACUUUUUAAUA